Carcharodon carcharias (great white shark) is the source of this 4324-nucleotide messenger RNA. Its product is annotated as zinc finger protein 704-like. The coding region runs from base 460 to 1875 and encodes 471 amino acids. The record is from RefSeq and is a predicted model, not a curated record. Gene Ontology annotation, cellular component: nucleus. Gene Ontology annotation, biological process: regulation of transcription by RNA polymerase II. Lineage: Eukaryota; Metazoa; Chordata; Chondrichthyes; Lamniformes; Lamnidae. The transcript is spliced from 8 exons. Gene Ontology annotation, molecular function: RNA polymerase II cis-regulatory region sequence-specific DNA binding; DNA-binding transcription factor activity.
UGUUUCGACCCAACUUUAGUUGCAAGGGGGAAAAAGGAGCUGGCGGGGUGCGGCGGAUCUGCAAAUGAACUGCGCUGCCAGGGCACCAAGAGCAAACUGAGUGACAAGUGGCUACACCAGCCGCGCGCCUUGUUGCCAUUGUCAGCAUUCGAUAAUGGAAUGUUUAUAAUGUGCGGCCACCAAUCGGUGUGAACGGGAGGCGGGGCGGGCUCGCCGCUCUCGGGCUCGACUGAGCGGAGCGGAGCGCGAGAGAGGGGCGGGGACGGUCAAUCCGGAGAGAAGCAAAACAAUUGCAAUCAGCAGGAACGCCGGCUUGCAGAGAGGAGGGGAGGGCAGCUUCUCCCUCUCUGCAAACAUCAUACCCUGACACGAAUGUAAAAUUGCAUUAGCCCCUUUUGCGGAAAAAAAGCAGACGCUUAGCUUAAUUGACCCCGUACACCUCCAAAAAAAAGAAAGACUAUGAGCUCCAAACGCCUUACCAAAAAAUACAAAGUUGUAGGCACAAAGGUUUGCGCGCCAAGUUCAGCCGGCGAAGUCAGAGUUUCUGGAGUGAUCCAGGCUUGUAAGAACGACCCUGCAGGCAAUACUUUAUACACAAUCAUGUUAGAUGAUGGCUCACUCAGAGAGUAUGCAGAAGAAGAAAUAAUCUGCAUCGAUGUCAAAGUAUCUGGAAAAGGAAAAUGCAGAUAUAAUCAAAAGAUGCUUCUGAAUUGCAAAGGCAGCGAAUCAGUGGUGGUGCUUCGAGAACGAGAAAAAAAUGAUGUCCCUUUAAGAUCCCCAGAGCCACGCGGCCUGACAGCCAAAAAACCAGAAGACCGGUAUCUGGAAAACAAAUGUAACAGAACUCGCGAGGUGGAGAAGGAGCCUGCGACCCGCCCCCUUGGCUCGGUGUCAGAACAGAAACGCCUCCUUACUUCGGCAAACAUCGACGUUCCUCAGCGGAAACCUUCAGAAGAAGCUGACAUGGAUGAAGUUAUGGCAGCUGCAGUUUUGACCAGUCUCUCCACCAGUCCACUGGUGCGCAGUCCACCCUCAGGAGCACACAUAUUAGAUAACUGUAAAGUGUCAAAGGAGGGGCCAACUUUGUCUGCCAGCUACGGCAGCAGCACUACUAGUGGUAAUUGGAGUUGGGACAUUCCAAGUGACCACUCCAACCCAUCCACACCAUCGCCACCACUGCCAGGUGACAGCUCCAAACCAUUAUCUGGACAAUCAGAUGAUGGCAUUGAUGAACCAGAGGCAUCCCACUUCCUGUUUGAAGAACCCGCUCCCAGGAAAAGAAAGAACUCCAUGAAGGUCAUGUUUAAAUGUUUGUGGAAGAAUUGUGGGAAAGUUCUGAGUACGUCAUCAGGGAUACAGAAACACGUUCGCACACUCCAUUUGGGGCAUAAUGGUGACUCUGAUCACUGUGAUGGCGAAGAAGACUUCUACUACUCCGAGAUUGAUGUGGAUGUAGAUUCAUUGACAGAUGGAUUGAGUAGCCUUACACCAAUGUCUCCAACUACCACAAUGGCACCAGCUUUUCCUAAUGUGGAUUCUGGGUGUUCAGAUCCAGCUUUGGUGAAGAAUGAGGAGAAGUUAGUGACCCCUCUGAGCCAGUCCGCACCAACUAAUUUGUAUCAUGUACGCACUGACCAUGCUUACCAGGAUCCUUUAACACAAAUUCGUCCAAUCAGUAUUGUUGAGAAGCGACAGAUUUCUCACCCAUCCUUAAAGGUACAUACUUCUCUCGUGUCGUCCCCAAAACCAGGGACAGGAACAAGGAAGCCUAGGGGUGAAGGAAAGAAAUGCCGAAAAGUUUAUGGAAUGGAGAACAGGGAUAUGUGGUGCACUGCCUGUCGCUGGAAGAAGGCCUGCCAGCGGUUUGUUGACUGAAAUAUGGCACUUUCUGAAUUUUGUACACUGCUGUUUCCUGAACAAUCAAUGGCAACAAGAAAAGAGCAAAGUAUGUUAAAAGCAGGGAAUGCUUAAUGCAUGAUUCUGUUUGGAUGAAGCACUUGUAAUUAUGUGUGAAUGCAAUCAAAAAAAGUUAAUUUUUUUACGUAUGGUGACUGUUUUUGCUUUUUCAGUUUUCUUUGAACUUGCUGUGUUUUUAAUGGCACUUGAACCAGCUGGCAAUUUUGCUGGUUUUUUUUUUAAUAAUUAAAUCUUUGCCUAUUUGAUGAAAUUCCUAAACAGCAGGCUUUUUGGCUGCUAUCUUUUUACCCUCUUGUUUCAUUUUAUUUUGCUCCCUUUAAAAUAAUCUUCAAUCUUGGAGAACAAUUGACUCUUCAUUCCACUGCUGGACCAUGGGUUCCUCGUGAGACUGGUAUUGUUUCAGGAAACACAUGCAGAUUUUUUUUUAAGAAGAAAGCAAAUUGAAUUUAUUGCUGUAAAGCUUUGCUUUUACUGCAUUUAAAAAAAAUGAAAAUUUUACAGUUUUGGUUUUUGAUAGUGUGUGGAGGGGAGAAAAAAAAACUUUUAACCAAAUUUUAAUUGUUUUUAUGGUGAAAACACUUGUUUGUUGCUGUCAUACGUUUUUUUAAAACUAUUUUUGUUAUAAAAUUUGGCUAGCAAUUUGGAAGUAAAAAUAGGGUCAGACCUGCCUGAAAAUUCAGGAUGUGCCAACGGGAAAAUCUCGUUGAAUUGCACUAGGCUGUACUGCACAAUGAAUAAUUCUAGAAACACAUGGAGGUUGCCAAAAGUGCAACAUGAUGUAGUUGUGAGGAAGUAUGUGAGGUGUAAAUAAUGACUCUUCACUGUAAAGUAAGACUUGUAGCAUAGCUUUCAUUGAGUAUUUUGAGAAAGGAGAAGAAAACCUGAUGAAAAUGGUUUUGAACUUAGGAUCCAUUUUCAUGAAUGUAUGACAACCAUCCUUUCACAGUCUUUAGUUAAUUCUUCAGUGCUGGUUGCCAUUACAGAUUUUUUUUCAGCUGUUGCAUAACUGUAUCUGCUCACCACUGCAAUUUAUUUUUGUUUUCUUGAUUGGUUACUGUUGAUUACUGUGACCAACAGAGAAUGCUGCACCUUCUUUUCGUACCAGGAUAUUAAGCUAAAUCCAAUCCAAUUUACCACCAGUUAUAUCGCGGGUCUUCAGGCAUAAGUUUCUGCCAAAUGUUUAACAGUGAAUGGAACUGGCAGCUUAAAACUUUAGCAGUUUGAUUAAAUACAGGGUUUAAGAUUUCUUUCCAUCCAGGUAGUCACUGGCCAGUGAGUAAGUCACUUUUUGAAGGGUUUAAACGUAUUGAAGUAGAUGGCAAUGAAUAUUGUCAAAAAAUGUUGAUUGAUUGCUGUACAAAGAAAAUAUUGCUUUGUAUACCAGAUUUUAAAAAAUCAUUAUAAUGUUCAGAUAUGAAGAUGUUCUUAAGUUGUGCUGACAUUCUGGCCCCUCCAUAAUCCCUGCAAAAUCCAGCCCUAAUGAACUAUUUGUUUCUGUAAUUAGAGAGGAAAACCAGGCAUAUCUCUUUGGUUUUUAUCAGUGUUCAUAUUGUAGUAUUUUAGAGAUAACAUACCAAAGUAAGUCUCUCCAUGGACAGUUUAUUAUGAUAUGCUGUAUUCUCAGGAUUUAAAUGUUUAUAACAACUGUAAAAUGGAAAAGCAGAGACUCUAAUAUUUUUAAUUAUAUACUGGAUUUUUUUUUUCUUUUUUUGAUUAAAAAAAAAAGGGCUUACCUGUAAAAUAGAUCUUGCAUAAGUAGCUCUAAACUGGUCUUUGACCACAACUGGUGACAUAAGCAAAUGAAUGUAAACUGUUAACUUUUGCAGCUUUCAUUACAUUAAUUCUUUCCUUGUAUGCGGGGAAAAAAUGAUCAAUGGUUAAUUUUUCAUAUGUCAUUAUGCAAAGGAAACUUCAACCCACAACAAAGCUUGUUUUAUUGCCAAACUUAUUUGUAUUACAUAUUUGUGGCAGUAAACAUUCCAAGAGAGAACUUUAUUUCUGCUUUGAAAACAGAAUGUGUAUUACCAGCAGUUGUACCAACUUUGGUUUCAGAACUUAAUCAUUGAACAGGUGAAGAAAUCAUAAUCCUUUUGGGGAAAAUGCACUUUUUGUAUGAAAAAAGUUAUGGAUGAUAAUAUGUAUAGUGUGCUUUUUAUUAAUGUUGGAGAGGUGCAGCAUUUGUUUCCAUACUGUCUUUCAGUGGGGGUGCAAAAUCCUCAUGGUUUUACAAAGGAACAUAAUUAAGUUAACCAGAAUGGAAAGGACCUCUUAUUUCUGUACAUACACCUGUAAUGCUGUGUCAUGUCUUACAUGAUCAGCAAUGCCUACUGCUGAGGUUUACGUGCCAAUGUAAUGCUGGGUUUCAUAUUUUUUUAAAAAAUGCAAGAAAUAAAGAUCCUCAGAACUG